CGAAAGAGUUUGUGAUCCCAAAUGCGCUUAUUUUCUGCUCGGAGUACGUCACAUACAUUUAGUUGGAGUCGGACAGGACUGUAUCAGUUCCACGACAGUCGGAGAAGUAAACCAGUAGCUGAGAAAGAUGAGUACAUCUCUCACAACUGCUAAUGGGAUGCUUGUCAUCACCCAGGUCGUCCCUCAGAAUAAUGUGCAGGGUGCAAAUACCACAACUACGGUACCUGUGCAAGUUGCUACAGGAACUAACUUUUGUCCAGUGCCACAGAAAUUACAAAGAUUUCUCAAAGGUGAACCAAAGGCUUUAGGGGUGGCUCAGAUCAUGAUUGGAGUGAUUAACAUUGGGUUUGGGAUAGUCCUGGCAUUUACUGAUUCACUCGCUGUAUUUGGAGGAAUUCCAUUUUGGACAAGCAUAAUGUACAUUAUUUCUGGAAGUCUCUCUAUUUGUGCUGCCAAUAGUAUGCAAUCUUGUCAAAUUAAAGGAGCCUUGGGUACGAAUAUCAUCAGCACAAUUUUCAGCUGCAUUGGAAUCAUCAUGUAUUCAACAGAUUUAGCAGUUGAAUUGUGCUAUGAUGAUUGCUAUUACGGUUAUCCAUUUCAGGUUGCACAAGGAAUGAAGGGUGUCCUGUUGAUUUUUACUAUUCUUGAGUUCUGGGUGAGCUUGUUCACAUCAAUCUAUGGCUGCAAAGCAACCUGUGGAAACCCAGACCAGCCUCUAAUUAUCAUCCAGCAGAAUGUUGACCCAUCAGGAAUUCCUGUGCAGAUCCCACAGUGUAAUGUUCCACUGCAGACAACUCCUAUCACACAGCCAUAUAAUCAGCCUCCAAAUAUGCCAUCUUACCCACCUCCAUAUGCUAAGUAAAAGUGAGGUUGAGCUCUACAGCACAUGACAUUGACGACAAUGACUGUGAAAAGGGUUUUGACAUCAAAAUGGAAGCCUCAGAUCUUUAUUUUUAUUAAUCAACAUUCAACUUAAAUAUCUGUUAAUUUAUUUUGCUUUGCUUAAGAACUGAUUUACUUUAUUUUGAUUGACACUAAGAGUCCACAUGAAUCUCUAUGGAAGUGAAUCAUUGUGUUUUCUGUUAAGAAAUAUAUAAAGUACAGUGAAUGUGUACAUUUAUUUUUUUACUGAUAUGGCGAUUUCCUAGAUACAUUCACUAUGCUGAUUUAUUUUGAGGUUUUUAUAAAUCUUUCAGUAUCAGAUGAGAUUAUAUUUUUGCCUGGAAUUGAUUUCAUUAAACGUUUUCUCAGUUUCCUGUAUUUGAUUGACCUGAGAUAGAGUUAUUGUAGACAUAAAUUUUGAUUACCUCACUACCCA
Molecule: messenger RNA, 1318 nt
Organism: Polypterus senegalus (gray bichir)
Lineage: Eukaryota; Metazoa; Chordata; Cladistia; Polypteriformes; Polypteridae
Product: membrane-spanning 4-domains subfamily A member 8-like
Exons: 7
Coding region: 128-862 (244 amino acids)
Cellular component (GO): membrane
Source: RefSeq, a predicted model, not a curated record